Eubalaena glacialis (North Atlantic right whale) is the source of this 3172-nucleotide messenger RNA. RefSeq names its product chromosome 7 C3orf62 homolog (gene C7H3orf62). The transcript has 3 exons. Lineage: Eukaryota; Metazoa; Chordata; Mammalia; Artiodactyla; Balaenidae. The record is from RefSeq and is a predicted model, not a curated record. The coding region runs from base 37 to 1083 and encodes 348 amino acids.
GGCCGGAGCCUGCGACCGACGGGGCUGCGGGCUGGGAUGAGCGGCCCGGAGCCGGGGGAGGGGGGGUGGUUCCGGCUCCAUCGCCGGUUCCUCCCUCCCGGAGAACCGCGGGCCGCACCUGACCCCACGGGGAAAAAAGCGCAGGGAGUGUGGGUUUCCCUGCUCUCCGACCCAUGGCGUGGAUCAAACUUAAGGAAAUUGUGGCAAAUACCCCAUUUGGGGGUGGUUUACAACCUCAUCUGUAACAUUAUUUUCACGUUGCUGUGUGCAUUUCCAGUGUAUUGUAUAAUAAAGACAUGGUCGCUUUUAGGGGAGAUGUCUGAAAAACUGAGAAGAUGCAGAAAGGAGCUGACUGCAGCCAUUGACCGGGCCUUUGAAGGAAUCAGUCAUUCCCAGGAGUGCUCAGGCAUGCAGAGGCUGGAGCUGGACGCCGCGUCGCUUUCCUUCCCCUUCCCCACGCACAGGCUCCUCUGCAGGAGGCACCCGCUGGCAGCCUGCUCCUCUGCGGCUCCUUUCUCUCCUGUCCCGUGUGCUCCUGGGAAUGAGAGCCCUGCCUUUGCACCAAACCACGAACCCGUGAAUGCAAAGACACGCGCUCUAUGCCCCAAAAGAAAACCUCUGACCAGCAAGGAAAACAUAUCGAUGCAUUCCUCCAUUUUGGCACCUGAAAGGCAGUUUUGGAGAGCGGCAGGAGAUGGGGAGAACUGGAGAAAAGACAGUCUAAGGAAAGAUACGGAGAAAGAUUUGAAGGUUGAGUCAAACAUGCCACUCAGCAGUUCUAGCCAAGAGGUCACAAAGGAUUUGCUUGACAUGAUUGACCAUACAGGCAUCCGAACUAUUGAAGAAUUGGCUGGAAAACUAGAAUUUGAAAACGAGUUGAACCGUGUGUGUGGUUGCUGUGAAGAUUGGCCCUUCAAGGAGGAAGCCUGGGCCCUGCUGGUGGACGAGAGCCCUCAGGAGGCCUCGGAUGCAGACGCUGGCGGCCUCAAGCAGGCUUUCUAUGAUCACAAUAUCGUGGAGACUGUUCUGGACUUGGAAGAGGACUACAAUUUGAUGACCUCUUUUAAAUACCGAAUUGAGUAAGGACAGUUGACUUCAGCUUUGAUUCUUUACAGCAGGAGUCUGAUGUUAGGGCGUCUGUGCAGGGCAGUCACAGUUAUCAUCAGGGGCCACAUUCUUCAGAGGCUUGGCAGAAUCUGAAUUACCCCAACCUUUUUAACUUCCAGUUGUGUCCCUUUUUGAGCUGAGAGCCCAGUUUGUUUGUUUUUUUAAUUCUGUUGCUUUGAAGUUUUUCUUUUUUUUUUCACCUUUUUUUUUAACAUCUUGACUGUUUUUUUGAUUGAUGUUCAAUAUACCCAGUACCCAAGGCAGGUGCAGGUCUUGGGCCUCUGCUGUGUGUCUUCAUGUUCUUUUCCAUGGACCCCUGAAAAAGUACGGGGGCCAUAACCAGCAUGGGCUUUCUGUACCCCUGGGACCAGCCCAUCCCAGGCCAGCUCAGCCUGUAUGGAGGAACUGGCAUCAAGAUGGACCUUGGCCCCAGGCCCUCUGCCACAUUUGCGCACUUUGCACACAAGGCUGCCUGUCCCCUGCACGGGCCUCAUGCCCUCUUCAUGUCCAGACCCUCAAUCCCUCCAUCCUUGCCCCUGCCCAGCUCAAAGCCCUCUGCAAAGGCCUCCUACUUGUGUCAGAGGGGCUGGUAGCAUCCCUUAUUAGGUUUCCUGGGCUGGAGCCAACCCUCCACCACGGCUUGAGAGAAAGGACAUCAUCAGAAAUUAUUUGGACAGAUCUCUCAAAACCAUGAUGUUCUUUCAGGAAACCUAAUAAGCUGUUGGGCAAGGUAUCAUGCCUCCCAGAAGCUAAGUCUCAGGGAAGUGCCCGCCUCCUAGGCAUAGGGGAGUAUGGGGGUAAGGAGUCUGGUGCAAAGCUGUUGUAAGACCCAAAACUCAAACCAAGGAGCUGGGAGGAAGUCCAAGGGGCCGAGGACCCGCCCCCCACCAGUCCAUAUUUUAGGCUAGUGACCCAGCAUAGGGCAGGCUGCAGAGCUGGCAACACCCCUUUGCUACAGGUCUGGAGAUUCCUCUGGGCCCCCAGGUAGAGACCUUGCAUCUACUCCGUAGCUGUGUGAGACUGGGCACUUGCCUGACCCUGAGAACUAGCCUCCAGCCACUUCAUGGGACAGGCCUCCGCUGGGGGGUAGAGGGCCGGACGGGCUAACCAGAGGCUCCUUCCAAGCCACCGCACACUCACUCCCUGCAGAUAAUAAACAUCACAGAUUAUGGAAUUGGGGUUCACUUUCUAUUCCCUGAAUAGCAGAGACAGGAGCAAAUAAGAAGAAAUGCUCACAGCUUCUUGCCUGCCCCACUCCAGGGGGAAUGGGGCCAUCUGGAGGGAGAGUUGUCAGGCUACUUGAUAUUCAAAAAACCAGGUCUCCCAACAGUGAGUUCCAAAUAAUAUGCCUUGAUGUGGAUACUCUCCCACAGAGGAUAUGGGGCUUAAUCCUCAUCUCCCCCAACCCCUGCCUGUCACCACCCCUUGAGGGUGAGCUGAACUUAGUGACUCGCUUCCAAGGAAUAGAGCUGGGAAAGGGAAAGAUAGUAGAUUACAUGGAGAAGCCUGGCAGACACCACUUAACCAAGUGAUGGAGGUGAGCACCACCCGUGCUGUCUUGUGCACGUCACCCACCCCUGACAGGAUACGAUGAGAAGGGUGCUUAAUUUCCAUGGUAUUCCUACCAAAACCUCCCAGCCCCAGUCUAAUCGUGAGACAAACAUCAGUUGAACCCAGAUUGGGGGAUAUUCUACAGGAUACCUGGCCAGUACUCAAGACUGUCAAGGUCAUGAAAAACAAGGAAAGACUCAAAAUCUGUCACAGAGCAGCGGACACUGAGGAGACACAAUGACUAAAUGCAGUGCGGUGUCCUGGAUUGUGUCCUGGAACAGAGAGAGGACAUUAAUGGAAAAACGGAUCAAAUCUAAAUACAGGCUCAAGUUUAGUUAUUAAUAUGUUUAUGUUAGUUUCUUAGUUUUGACAAGUAUGCCACAGUUAUGCAAGAUGUUAACAUUAAGAGAAGCUGGGUGAAGGAUAUAUUUGAACUUAUUGUCUUUGCAACUUUCCUGUAAAUCUGAAUUUAUUGCAAAAUUUAAGAUGUAUUUAUUUUUUUUAAAAUGCAGUU